This is a messenger RNA of Aricia agestis (brown argus), 1584 nucleotides long. RefSeq lists its product as uncharacterized. The record is from RefSeq and is a predicted model, not a curated record. NCBI's taxonomy places the organism in Eukaryota, Metazoa, Arthropoda, Insecta, Lepidoptera, Lycaenidae. The coding region runs from base 37 to 1500 and encodes 487 amino acids. The transcript has 3 exons. Gene Ontology annotation, molecular function: nucleic acid binding.
CAUUGCCGUGCGUCUGUGGUAUAUACAUAUACCAAAAUGGUGGGUAAAACUAUCCAUAGUAAAGAGAGAGCUUUAAUACUCAAAGUACUGGCUUUUUUUGAACGCGAGAAAGAACUCAGCAAAGUAGUGAUUCCCGUAAAACAUACUAUAAGUACUCAAGAAGCUCGUGAGCAUCUUAAAAUUAAUAGGAAGUUUCUAAUACCUGUGGAUCAACCUAUCAAUAGAACCUGCGCUGCAACUGGGAUAUCAAAAAGUACAUUGCUAAGAAUAAAAAAACAGGUGAAAUCUGAAUCACCAGUGCCUUCAACAUCUGGUACGUCAACAUCUGCCCCAGCUCAACCGUCGACACCUGGCAAAAAGAGAAAACCAAGUUCAAAAAAAAUUGCCUUGGAUAAUUUUGACUUGGUCGCUCUAAGAAAUACUGUGAACAGUUUCUAUACUGUCAGAAAAGAAGUCCCUACCCUGAAAAAGAUAUUGGCUGCUGCAAAAAGGGAUUUGAAUUUUCCAGGUGAAAGAACGACAUUACGUCUUAUUUUAAGGGAGCAAUUAGGAUACAAAUUUAAAAAAUGCAAGAACGCUAGAUUAGUAUUAAUCCAAAAACCGGAUAUUGCGGCCUGGAGAGCUCGCUACUUAAGACGUAUGAAGGAGAACCGGGAACUGGGAGCAGACAAGAAACCGGUCACGUAUCUGGACGAGACUUGGAUACAUUCCCAUUAUACAGUACGGAAGUGCUGGCAAAAUAGUAGCGAUGCCAGCAUAAUGAAAAACACAAAUCCGGGUCAACGCUGGAUUCUCGUCCAUGCGGGUGGCGAAAAUGGUUUUAUCCCUGAGGCGGACCUUUUAUAUAAAUGUAAAAGCAAGACUGGGGAUUACCACAAUGAAAUGGACACAACAAAUUUCACUAAAUGGUUGAAAGAAAAAUUGUUGCCCAACUUGCCUCCAAACGGCAUAGUCGUAAUCAAUAAUGCACCAUACCACUCAACACAAAAAGAAAAAGUACCUCACCAAUCUGCAUUAAAACAUGAAAUGCAAAGUUGGUUAACAACUCACAACAUAAAUUAUGAUAUAAAAAUUACAAGACCGGAGUUGUACCAGAUAAUUAGAUCGAAUAAGCCACAAAAAAAGUAUGUCGUAGAUGAAUUAUUAAAAGAAAGUGGUCACGAAGUCGUUCGUCUGCCACCCUAUCACUGUGAUUUAAAUCCAAUAGAAUACAUUUGGAAUCUGGUCAAACAGAGGGUGGCAGACAAAAACAUUGACCAGUUAGAAAGAAAAAUAGAAGGACUUACAAAAGAAGCUAUUGAAUCGAUCACAGUAGCAGAUUGGAAAAAAGAGGUAAAUCAUGUUGAAAGACUGGAAGCGGAAUACUGGGAGAAAGACAGACUACAAGAGGAGAAUGUCCGACAAAUAAUUAUAUCCCUUGGAGGAGAAGAUAGCUCGUCGGACAGCGAAGUGGAGGACGAUGAAAGUGACGAAAGCGAGUCUGAAGGAUGUCUGGAGUAGAAGAGUUAAUUACAUAAUUAGAAAAUUGAUAAAUAUUGUUUAAUAAAUGUUAUAUAAUAUGGCAAUUCGUUUUUAUUUUCUAAA